AGUUAAAAAUGAAAUGAAGAAAAGGAUAACGUUUUCAUAACUUCAAAGAGAAAACACAUACACCCAUACAAAGACACCCACACACUCAAUUACACAAAGCAUGAAUGUUAAUGUUGUUGGUUACCAGAAAGAGGUGGUUUGGUGGCGGCGUCCAAUGCCCUCCUUUCGUCCUAUGACGAGAACGAGAAUAAUAAAAAUUAAAAACCCCGCUGCUGCUGCUGCAGCAGUUAUCAAACAGCAAGAAAGUCAAGUAGCAGUACCAAUAAUCCUCGGGUGGGGGGAAGGAACAUCAUCAUCAUCGUUAGCAGCAGGAGCAGGAAGUAAGGAAAAGCGGGAGAUGAGAAAAGAGAAAAGGGAAGAAAAGAUGGGGACGGGGUAUAACUGGAGGGAACACGUGGAAGAGAAGCUGCUGGAAAAACCAAAGAAAAGGUAUAAUAGCUGGAAGGAAGAACUCAACCUUGAUUUAUUAGCUCAAUUGGGCCCACAAUGGUGGAUCCUCAAAGUUUCCAGGGCUAAAGGUAAAGACACUAUCCUACGCAUGACUCAGUCCCUCCACAAAAACUUCCCCGAUCUCCAUUUCCAGGUAUUUGCUGCAGUUAUUGAUGAGAAAACUAAGUUGAAGAGUGGGAAGAUCUCAGUUAAACCGAAGUCCUUGUAUCCUGGAUGCGUGUUUAUCAAGUGCGUACUCAACAGGGAACUCCACAAUUUCAUCAAAGAAGAUUGUGAAGGGGUUGGAGGAUUUAUUGGACGAAUGGCUGGAAAUACAAAACGAAAGAUUAACAAACCGCGGCCUGUCUCCGAGGAGGACAUGGAAGCAAUAUUUCAAGAAGUGAAGGAAAAGCAGGAAGCAGCAGAUAAAGCCUUUGAAGAAGAGCAUUCAGGAGACCUUGAGUCAGAUAAAAAAUCGGUUUCACUUCCAGAUAAAAAAUUAGUUUCAAAGCAGCGAUCCAGAAAGCCUUCAGGGCCUCUUCUAGGGUCAAAUGUUCGAAUAAUAUCUGGGGUUUUUGCAGACUUCUCCGGCACCAUAAAGAAGAUAGACAAAAAGAGAGGAUUGGCAACUGUUGGGUUCACAUUAUUUGGAAAGGAAACUAUAGCAGAUUUAAAUCUCACUGAGAUUGUAGAAGAGCAUAAAUGAUGUGCGUGCAUGCCUUGUAUCUUGAAUGCUUGUUUUAUGAAUGGAAACAAUAAAAUAGUUGAUCAUCUGAUGGAAGUAGCACUUGUUGGUUACAUCAGGGGAUUUCCUACCAAGCCAUGCUCUUCAACUGAUGCUCAAAUAUUCGACCAAGACAAGUUAAUUGCAGAGGCUUGCUUAGAUUUAGAGCUAUAUCGACUGCAACACAACAUAGAUUGCAAGAACUUGUCUUGUUGAACAAAGUUAUUCUUUUGGUUUGAGGAUUACACGUCAAUAGAUCGAUGGUGAUUUAUAAUACAUUUGUUACAUUACAGCUACAAGAAUCCAAAUAUUAUGAACAUUGUGUACCAUAUGAUGUUCUAAAAUGUAUGAGGAGAUUCUUGCUGUAGGAGAUUCUUGUGAAUUGUAACAAUAUCUUGUGAACAUUGUGUAUACAAGAAUCUAAAGUUUUGGUA
Molecule: messenger RNA, 1587 nt
Organism: Erigeron canadensis
Lineage: Eukaryota; Viridiplantae; Streptophyta; Magnoliopsida; Asterales; Asteraceae
Product: transcription termination/antitermination protein NusG
Exons: 6
Coding region: 101-1135 (344 amino acids)
Biological process (GO): DNA-templated transcription elongation; transcription elongation-coupled chromatin remodeling
Source: RefSeq, a predicted model, not a curated record